AUGCAUUUCGCUCGCAAUCCUUUGAAAUACUGGCUCUUUCUAAGAAGCUUUGAAAGUGGUAUAGCUAGCAAGUUGGGAGACGAUGAAGGUCGACUUUCCUACCUGAUCCACUACUGUAGAGAUGAGGCUAGAGAAGCCAUUAAAAGCUGUGCAAUCCUUGACCCUAGCGAGGGGUAUUCGGAGGCUCUUAAAAUCCUCAAACGCCGGUUCGGGCAACCUCACUUAAUCGCUAGGGCUCACAUAGAUAAUUUGAUCGAUGGUCCAGUUUUAAGAUCUAUGGAUCCAACUGUCUUGAUGAAACUUGCCAGCGAUAUGCGAAACUGUAAAAAUACUUUGCAGCAGUUGGAGUACGUAGCGGACCUAAACUCAUCUAAGACGCUGGCCGCCUUCAUCAGACGACUCCCUCCACAGUUACAAUUCAAUUGGUCAGAGCUCGCUUCAUCACCUCUGCGUCGUGAUAGAGAACCAUUGUUCUCUGAUCUAACUGAUUUUGUAGACGAGAGGGCCGACGUAUCAAUGGUUCACCAGUCAUACUCUUCUAGUUCCGUGUCCCCUUAG
Messenger RNA from Dibothriocephalus latus, 558 nucleotides. NCBI's taxonomy places the organism in Eukaryota, Metazoa, Platyhelminthes, Cestoda, Diphyllobothriidea, Diphyllobothriidae. The record is from the annotation of a GenBank genome assembly.